AAUAUAAAUUUUGCCGGUAUACGAAUGUAAAAUUCAUUAAUUUAAUAUUGGCUCUCCUGGGUGUACUAUCUAGUGAUUUUUGUGAAGAGCUGAGAUAGUGUUAUUUUGAAUUGACUUUUAUUUAAUCAUUCUUUUUACCAUAAACUUAAAGCCAUGGCUGCGGACCAAGAGCAAUUUUAUCAACUUUUGACAACCCUUCUAUCAACAGACAACGAUAUUCGAUCUCAAGCUGAGGAGACAUAUGGCAAUAUCCCAGUUGAAGUAAAAGUUAGUUAUCUCUUGGGAGCUAUCAGAAAUUCGCAAUUAAAUGAAGAGGCACGUCAAAUGUCAGCAGUUUUAUUACGAAGACUUUUAUCAAGUGAGUUUGUGGAUUUUUAUCCAAAACUUCCUCCUGAGAACCAGCAACAACUUAAAGAGCAAGUAUUAUUGGCCAUACAGCAAGAGCAGACAUCUCAGAUGAGACAUAAAGUUUGUGAAGUAGCUGCUGAAAUAGCCAGAAAUUUAAUUGAUGAUGAUGGAAAUAAUAUGUGGCCAGAAUUUUUACAGUUUCUUUUUCAGUGCGUUAAUGCACCUAAUGUUGUCCUUAAAGAAGCAGCCCUUCAAAUGUUUGCCUCUGUGCCUGGAGUUUUUGGAAACCAACAACCAAAUUAUUUAGAUUUGAUAAAACAGAUGUUAAUGCAAAGUAUACAGCAGACAGAAUCAUACGAAGUACGCUUUCAAGGGGUGAAAGCUAUAGGUUCAUUCAUCCUGAUCCAUGAGAAAGAAAUGCAAAUUCUCAAACAUUUUGCUGAUCUUUUACCAUUCAUGCUAUCAGUAAUAAACGAAAGCUUUCAAGAUCAGUCAGAUGAUACUUUACUCAAACAGCUAAUUGAUUUGGCCGAAAAUACUCCAAAAUAUUUAAGGCCCCAAGUAGUUCCAAUUUACGAACUGUGUAUGAAGAUAACUAGCAAUUCAGAAUCGCUAGAUAACUGGAGACAAUUAGCUUUGGAAGUAAUGGUGACACUAGCGGAAACAGCUCCUGCAAUGGUGAGAAAACAAGCGUCAAAAUACAUAACGCAGUUGGUACCGCUCGUCAUGCAAAUGAUGGCGGAUUUGGACGAGGAAGAGAAUUGGGCUCAGGCAGAUGAACUACUGGACGAAGAUAACGACUGUAAUAAUGUUGUUGCUGAAGCCGCUUUGGACAGAUUAGCUUGUGGCCUAGGAGGGAAAACAAUUCUACCCCUUGUUCUCCAAGGACUUCCACAAAUGUUAAGUAGCGAAAACUGGAAACAACGUCACGCAGCUUUAAUGGCAAUAAGUGCCGUCGGUGAAGGAUGUCACAAGCAGAUGGAAGUGAUGCUACCCCAAAUAAUGAACGGAGUGGCAGGAUUCAUGCAAGGGGUCCUAUCCUAUUUACAAGAUCCACACCCCAGAGUGCGUUACGCUGCGUGUAACGCAAUUGGACAGAUGUCAACCGAUUUUGCUCCCGUUUUUGAAAAAAAGUUUCACGAUAGCGUCGUUCCCGGCCUCUUGAUGCUCUUAGACGACAAUGCUAAUCCGAGAGUGCAAACACAUGCCGGUGCUGCGCUUGUCAACUUUUCCGAAGAUUGUCCAAAACAUAUUUUAACGCAAUAUUUGGAUCCGUUAAUGGCCAAAUUGGAAACGAUUUUAACUGCAAAAUUUAAAGAAUUGGUUGAAAAGGGAACAAAACUAGUACUUGAACAGGUGGUCACCACUAUUGCAAGUGUUGCCGACACUGCAGAAAAAGAAUUUAUCGCUUAUUACGAUCGUCUCAUGCCCUGUCUGAAGUACAUUAUUAAAAAUGCUAAUAAAGAAGAACUGAAAUUACUAAGAGGAAAAACAAUUGAAUGUGUAUCCUUAAUCGGUCUAGCAGUUGGACCGGAAAAAUUCUUGAACGACGCUGGCGAUGUUAUGGACAUGCUUUUGGCGACACAUGGUGAAUCAGGAGAGUUGCCUGAAGACGAUCCUCAAACGAGCUACUUGAUACCUGCCUGGUCGCGAAUUUGCAAGGUGAUGGGAAAACGAUUUGAACAAUACCUGCCAGUUGUGAUGGGUCCAGUUCUGAGAACUGCAUCAAUGAGACCUGAAGUUGCCGUUUUAGAUAAUGACGAUUUGCAAACUGUAGAAGGUGAUUUGGACUGGCAGUUUGUAUCUUUGGGAGAGCAGCAAAACUUCGGCAUUCGAACAGCAGGCUUGGAAGAUAAAGCUGCAGCCUGUUCAAUGUUAGUGUGUUAUGCACGCGAGCUUAAAGAGGGCUUCUCAAAUUAUGCCGAAGAAGUGGUUAAACUAAUGGUACCGAUGUUAAAAUUUUAUUUUCACGAUGGUGUACGUGCCGCAGCAUCCGAAUCUCUGCCUUACCUGUUGGAGUGCGCUAAAAUCAAGGGGCCCGCUUUCUUACAAGGUAUGUGGCAGUACAUUUGUCCAGAAUUGCUAAAAGCCAUCGAUACUGAACCCGAGAGUGAAGUCAUGCUACAGCUGUUGUCCUCGUUAUCUGGCUGCAUAGAAACUCUCGGCGCUGGUUGUUUGGAUCAGGUGGCAAUGACUGAAUUACUUAAGAUUAUCGACAAACUUAUGCAAGAACACUACGAACGUGCUUCAGAUAGAAGAACAAAACAUCUAGACGAAGAUUAUGAUGAGAUUGUAGAAGAGAAACUGGAAAACGAAGAAUCUGAAGAUGUUUUUAUUUUGAGUAAAAUAGCCGAUGUAGUUCACUCGUUAUUUUUGACGUAUCGGGAACAGUUCAUACCAUUUUUCGAUCAAAUUGUUGCUCACUUCACUAAUUUAUUGGACCCUGCAAGGCCUUGGGCUGAUCAUCAAUGGGGCAUUUGUGUAUUUGAUGAUAUUAUAGAAUUCACAGGACCAGCUUGUGAAAAAUAUCAACAUAUUUUCCUACAAUCAUUGGCAGUGUACACAAAAGACAAAUCUCCAGAGGUGCGACAAGCAGCAGCUUAUGGUUGGGGUGUUCUAGCUCAGUUUGGUGGCAACAGAUUCGCACAAGAGCUUGCCAAAGCCGUGCCCCAUCUUAUAGAAGUCGUGAACAGUUCUGAUUCAAGAGAACCACGUAACAUAAACCCAACUGAAAACGCUAUUUCUGCUGUAACUAAAAUAAUGAAAUAUAACAACUCGGCAAUUAACGUUGACGAAAUCCUUUCAAUCUGGAUAAAUUGGCUGCCUGUUGUUGAAGACGCUGAUGAAGCACCCCAUGUGUACGGAUAUCUGUGUGACCUCGUUGAGCAAAAUAACCAAAUCGUUUUAGGACCAGGUAAUGCAAACAUACCACGUAUACUACAGAUUUUUGCAGAAGCUUUCUUCAGUGAAGUAAUAGAACCUUCAAGUCCGCAAGGUUUCCGAAUGUUAAAUAUCAUCCGACAGGUACAAUCCAACGAAGUUAUGUUUCAGAACAUAAUUUCGAAUUUUCGACCUGAACUACAACAAGUUCUUCAUAUAGCCCUUCAUUCUUCCACCCGUCCUUCAUAGUGAUUAUGCUACUGUUGAAAUUCUUGCACUAUUACCUGUAUUUAUAGAAAAUUAAUACUAUUCUUUUAAGAGAUGUCAAUGGCGGAAAAGAAAAUUAAUUAAUUUUAACUACUUAAAUAAUUCCAACUGCAGAAAAAAUGAAAACUGAAAAGUAAUUGUUAAAUGAAGUAUUUAAUUUUCUUUAAUUGACGCUUCCACCAGUCGUUAAAAGUUAUAUGCAUGUUAUAACUUUGUCAAAUAUGUCGUUUAUGUGAUAACUUUUGGAAUAGCUGUUCUGUAUAAUAAAUAUUUUUAUCUACAG
This is a messenger RNA of Agrilus planipennis (emerald ash borer), 3778 nucleotides long. RefSeq names its product importin-5 (gene Karybeta3). Gene Ontology annotation, cellular component: nucleus; cytoplasm. The coding region runs from base 154 to 3477 and encodes 1107 amino acids. The transcript is spliced from 10 exons. Gene Ontology annotation, biological process: protein import into nucleus. The record is from RefSeq and is a predicted model, not a curated record. Lineage: Eukaryota; Metazoa; Arthropoda; Insecta; Coleoptera; Buprestidae. Gene Ontology annotation, molecular function: small GTPase binding; nuclear import signal receptor activity.